CAAAUCUCCGCCGCGGCGUAAUGGUGGGAGACGUAUGUAUAUGUUCUUGAUUAUAUUAGAUUGUACUCAAUCCAGUGGCGUAUAUGUGUGUGCUCUUACGUAUUAAACACGCUCUCGACAUCCAGAUUUUCCACGUAUAUACCAAGUGCAAGUGCAUGCUUAGCCUGUUAAUCCACCAAGGAAUUGUCGCAAUCCCCUUCACGUUUAUCGCCACUAGUUUCCGUUGUAGCUUUUUUACCCCGCUGCCACUAAAAGCCCGAUUGAUUUAAUUCUUAACCAAUAUUCUUUGGCCUUGAGGCGCACAAACACUGCGGCGCCAAUAUUGACUUCAUAGUGCGCAUGUUUGCUGUGUAGCGACGCAGUCAUCGUUUUCUGGGUUACAGGAUCGCAUCUCGUCUCAGAGGAAGUAUAAAUCCCGGCUGGUCUUAUCAUGGCGACACAAUAAUUUGAAUACAGCCAUUCAUGACCUUGUAUAAGGUCAAGGCCUCCUAAGUAACUUCCACUGUCAUUAAUAAGGCUUACGCUGGUGACCUUUCGGUUUUGUAUUGCUUAUCCUUUCGCAUUAGUUAGUACAGUUUAGUGAGAUGGCCGUAAAAGUUCAUCCCGUAUUUGUUUCCUGUUUAAUCGUCCUGAUAACGCAGCACUGGACGUUAAGCUGGGCGCAGAAACGUGCCCGUCCCGCUGUCGCUGACUUGGAGAUGCUUAUCGCCAACGAUUCACCGAGUGGCCUGUCCAAUUCCGAAACUGGUGGACGCGGUUACGAGAACCUGGUCAAUCUGGCUGAAACGCUAAAGCGGCUCCAGGAGCUGGAGAAAUACGUUACACACCAAGCGCGUCCCAGGUAUGGACGCAGUGUUCCUGUGGAGCCCCUUGAUCAACCGGAUGGCAGUGGUGUUGAACAGUCGUCACCCGAUACCAAACCGCGCUCGCCUUACCGGCGCCGGCGUUCGAUCGCAGCCCAGUUUUCCUGAUCGGAGAUGCUCUUUGCUGCUGGAUGGCCAAAUUAUGGCAUGCAGUUCUGGCUUCUGCUGUGUUACAUAAUUCUAUUCUUAGCCCUUGGUCAUCCUGCCCAUUUACAAUAUAUCCGUGCUGUAGCCCCGUCGAAAAAAGCAGCCAUUACCGCGCUUGACCUUUGGCUGGUUCAUUAACGAUCCAUUUCCGCCGGCCGUUUUAUAUAUGGCACAUCGACCGUUUUAUUGGUUUACAUACUGCCAAUCCGCUCCGUUCUGAUUUAUGGUACUGUCGGCACUCCAAACCGUGACCUCUGCACUUUGAUUUUUUACUACACAUUCGUUGUGCAUCCUGUUACUUUAAUUAUACCCUCUAGUCCUAAUACACAUGACACUUUUGCCCACUUAUAAUAAUUGUAAUAAUCUUCUGCUAUAAUGUUUUGUUUAAUAAGAUAUCGAUUAUCUCGUAUGAAAAUGACUUAGGAUUUUACUAACCGAAUUUAUGUUUGUACGGCCCUGCCAAAUGCUGCGCUACAAAGACAAUGCAUAGUAACUGUGUUGUUCCAGAACUCAAUCUACAUAGUGUUCAUACUCGUACAAUGACAUGUUAAAGUCAGAUGUGCGAGAACUUGCUCCGUAAACAGACACUGUUUUUGGCAUGCAAUUAAAGUUAUAUGUACAUGAUAGCCC
Molecule: messenger RNA, 1640 nt
Organism: Paramacrobiotus metropolitanus
Lineage: Eukaryota; Metazoa; Tardigrada; Eutardigrada; Parachela; Macrobiotidae
Exons: 2
Coding region: 585-971 (128 amino acids)
Source: RefSeq, a predicted model, not a curated record